Messenger RNA from Mycena citricolor, 609 nucleotides. The record is from the annotation of a GenBank genome assembly. Lineage: Eukaryota; Fungi; Basidiomycota; Agaricomycetes; Agaricales; Mycenaceae.
AUGAAGUCGCUAGCGAUGUUCGGACGCUCCUGCCCUGUACAUCUGUUUGCCGACCGCCCACCAGUGACACAAUGCUCCAGAUGCCAACGAUUCGACCACGUGGCAGACAAGUGCUCACUGGAAGUCCGCUGCAAAUAUUGCGGAGAACCACACUCGGCAAAGGAACACCAAGCAAAAUGCACGAACUGCAUGGCAGAAGCCCAAGCAGAGGACACAAUGGAUGUCGAUUCAGCAAGCCCAUGCACGCACCGACUAUGCUGCAUCAACUGCAAGGGGAAACGACAAGAAACCGACCACACAGCCGACUCAAGACGGUGUCCGGAACGAACAUCAAGAUACGGUGCAGCGCGAGCAAACGAGAAAAAGAAAGCACUGGACAGUAGCUGGCAGCAAGUGAAGACGAGGGGCGGGAGACGUCGGGACACCCAACUACAAGCCCAACCCGGGGAGAAAACGAGGAACCGCUUCGAACCAAUAGAACCAGAACGGACAAUGGAUGACCGAGCGCAGGACCUCGUCAGGGCAGCGGCAGCUAGUCGUAUCACCAUAUCGAAGGACGAAGCACUGGCCAAGCUGUUAGCGACGAGCAAAUCAGUCUCGGGCCAAUGA